Molecule: messenger RNA, 2277 nt
Organism: Symbiodinium sp. CCMP2456
Lineage: Eukaryota; Dinophyceae; Suessiales; Symbiodiniaceae
Source: the annotation of a GenBank genome assembly
AUGGACAGAGACCAGUUCAUCAAAGUGCUAGACCAGUGUUGGCAUGACUUUCGACGCCAGGCGAUCGCGGCAUACCCCGAACAAGUCGCCAGCCUCCGACCGCCAUCACCAACGGGCAGAGAGCUGCAGGUGGGCUCCUCAGCCGCGCGAGGACGCUCCGACGAGGACAGAACCCCUGGACCAGCCGUGAGCAACCAGUCGUCUCUGAAACCGCUGCAUGAGAAUGACAGCAGCAUGAUCGACGCAGAGAUCGUGAUCGCUUCUACGGCCAGUCCCCUGCUCCGCUCGGCGCUGAAAGAUAUGCAGCCUUCGGAAGCCCUGGCCACUAGCCGCCGUCUGCGGAUACGACUGGGAGUUUCACCGCAUCAGCAGCUUGUGUCUGGGAAGUCUCUUCACGAGGCGCUAGUCGCACUAGGUCUUACGAGAUAUGGCAUCGAGGACAUGAACAAGCUUGUGAAUGCACUGGCGUCCUACGUUGGGCUAUACUUCGAGGACACGUCACCCCGGAGGGCCAAGUUUCACGAGGAAGCGGAUCUUUUAAACAGUUUGCAGCCAUCCUGGAACUGGCCACCGAAGGACGCCUCUGCAUCUCCACAGGAUGCCCGGAUGGAGAAGAAUGUGGUUCCCGCACAAGCCUUGAUGGAGCUCUUCCUUGCUGAAGAAGGGCAUGUUCAUCGAAAGGUCUUUCAGGGAACCGGGCUGCUGCCUCAGUUCAAAGCCAUGAGGGAGAUCCUACUGGCCAGCGAUGCAAACCGCCUCGUCGCCGAGCUGACUUUUGUCCGGAUCAACGACCUGGCAGCCCCUCCAGAAGCCAUGCAUCCCUUGAUGUACAUCGAGCCCUUCAUCGCCCUGAUGAUUCUGGCGAAUGGGAUCGUGAUAGGCUUUCAGACCGACCCCAGCUACCAGAAUUGGGAGGGAUGGAUCUACCUCGAGACAGCCUUCGCGGUCCUCCUCGUCCUAGAGAUUUUGUUUCGAAUCUAUUUUCUUCGGUGUCGUACAUAUUGGUGCGGCCCGGAGAGAUAUUGGAAUUGGUUUGACGUCUUCCUGGCGGUGACUUCGGCAACCGACUUGACGCUGCAGGUUGUUGAGCAGCAAGCCAGCGACAUCGCUGGCACCAGUCUCUUGAGAUUCACGAGGCUGAUUCGGCUGGCUAGAAUUGUGAAAGUCUUCCGCUUGAAGAUUAUGAAAGAUUUGCGUCUCAUGGUCAAGGGAUGGAUUGCAGGUAUACGAACCCUCGUCCUUGCAUUCACUUUAUUGUUUGCUGUCCUUUACGUCAUUUCUGGCUUCGCCACCAUGGCACUUGGCGGUCAACUCGAAGUGGACGGAGAUCUGUCGCCUUACUUCCGAACGAUUCCUGCCUCGAUGUUUACCGCCUUCAGAUGCUUCACCGGCGAGUGUGUCAGCAGCCAGGGACAUCCCAUGACCGAUGCUCUCGCGACCAAGUUCGGGUUGACCUUCAUAAUCCCCUAUGUUGCAAGCUAUAUGCUGGUCACCAUGGGCAUCUUCAACGUGAUUUUGGCUGUCUACGUAGACAUAACCAUGCGGGCCGCAAAAGAGACGGAUGUUCACAACGCAGAGCAGCAUGCUCGUGAGUCCAUUCGGGUGGCCCGGUGUGCUCGAGAGCUUCUGAAGAGGUUCGCUACGGCGUACCGGGAACUCAGCGAUGCUGAUCAUGGACCUUCGGCGGUGGGAAAAAUCUCCUCCAUGGAGUUCACCUCAAACCGAGCUGGAGUAUUCACGGACGAUGAUAAUCAUGAUCAAAUCGAGAUUUCCAAGGAGCUCUUUCUUGUCGUCAUUCAAGACAGGGGUGUGCAGAAGCUCAUGGAUGAGCUUGAUCUACCGCCAGACCGGGCCAACAUGUUCGAGGUCAUCGAUGCCGACGGGAACGGCACUCUCCAUGUCCAAGAGCUGGUGCAGGGCAUGCUGAAAAUCCGCGGCGACCUCACCAAGAGUGACACGGUGGCCGCCUUGCUGGCCACCAAGGCGCUUCAAAGCGCAGUCGUGCAACUCAAGCUUGACCUUGCACAAACUAUCGAGACUUUGCACUACAACCUCAACUAUGUUGAGCCGCAUCAAAGAACUACAUUGCAGAGGAGCUUUGAGCAUCACUCCGAUUUCGGAGUGGGUGUGGAAGCUGAGCCACGAGCUUCGAGCCGAGCUAAUUUAUUGUCGCAUCCACCCGUCCAGCCGGCAAAGCCAGAGGACGGCACGGAACAAAGUGACAACGAGCUAGAUGUUUUGCCCCGCCGAUUGUCUCACGAAAUGCAUAACUCCUGA